AUGAUCUCCGACAAUGACCUCUACCGCCUCGCCAUCUUCCUGGGCACCUGUGCCAUGAUGAUGAUCGUCCUCUACCACUUCCUCGAUGUCAAUGCCCGUGAUGACGAGACAGAAUCUACAGAUGGUGUCAAACCCUCCAAGAAUGUCGCUGGGUCUUCUCCGGCACCCACGGAACAUGCCGCGGCUGCUGGAAAGGGGAGGUAG
This is a messenger RNA of Penicillium alfredii, 204 nucleotides long. Its product is annotated as dolichyl-diphosphooligosaccharide--protein glycosyltransferase subunit 4. The record is from RefSeq and is a predicted model, not a curated record. Gene Ontology annotation, cellular component: oligosaccharyltransferase complex. The coding region runs from base 1 to 204 and encodes 67 amino acids. Lineage: Eukaryota; Fungi; Ascomycota; Eurotiomycetes; Eurotiales; Aspergillaceae. The transcript has a single exon.